Messenger RNA from Solanum stenotomum, 823 nucleotides. RefSeq names its product vesicle transport protein GOT1. Gene Ontology annotation, biological process: retrograde transport, endosome to Golgi; endoplasmic reticulum to Golgi vesicle-mediated transport. The transcript has 8 exons. The coding region runs from base 199 to 591 and encodes 130 amino acids. The record is from RefSeq and is a predicted model, not a curated record. NCBI's taxonomy places the organism in Eukaryota, Viridiplantae, Streptophyta, Magnoliopsida, Solanales, Solanaceae.
AUUUAAUUCAAAAAAAAAAAAAAAAAAAGGAUAGGUUGUGCUAAGAAAAUAAGAAAAGCAAAAGUGAGAGAGCAGUAGGAAUACCAUUCGGCCGGAACCGGUACUGCAAGUGUAAGCGAUCUGAAUUGUUGAGAGAAGCCGAAUCUAAGUGGAAGAUACUGCAGCUCUGAUUUUAGAAAGAGGCACAGUAUCAGCGAGAUGGCAUAUGAAUUAGAUGAACAAAAAAAGGUUGGGUUAGGUCUCAUUGGAUUUGGCAUCUUUUUCACAUUUCUUGCCAUAAUGUUGUUCUUCGACAGGGGUUUGCUUGCGCUGGCUAAUAUACUUCUGUUAGCAGGUGUAGCACUUCUGUUGGGCUUGCGUUCUACAUUACAGCUCUUCAAAGUAAACUACAAGGGCACAAUAUCAUUUAUGCUUGGGCUCUUUCUCAUAUUCGUUCGCUGGCCAGUUGUGGGUAUCAUUGUGGAAAUAUAUGGAUGCAUUAUUCUCUUCGGUUGUUUCUGGCCAUCCAUCAAGGUUUUUCUUUUCCAGAUUCCUGUAUUUGGAUGGAUUCUGCAGUAUCCUGUUCUGCUUCUUGACCGCUUUCGUAGCUGACUGAUUGAUUUGUCUACUCCAGUUAUCCUGUUUGAAAAGGAGGAAGAAUAUACUGAGCUAGGACGCAUCAAAGUUGUUUGUCAUGUAAUGCAGAUUGCUGUCACCUUGAUCUUCAAAUGUAUAUUAUAUAUGUAGAUUAGGAUUAUAAUAAUCAUUAGUUUUUAACUAGCAAUUCUUGUUCUCAAGUUUUCUUAUACUGUCUCCUGUUCCUAUACCAUUUCUAAGGAAAAAC